CCUACAAUUAAGCGGAUUACUCUACUUAUAGAAGUAUAUGUCAAAAAGAUGCAAAACUUCUUUCUGGUAACACUUUUGGCAAAUGACGAUGAAAUGAAUGAGACGAUUGUAAAUUUUGCUUUGUGCGGAGGCGAGUUUAUUUUCAUUUUCAUUUACGAUAAUUUUACAAUUUUUUGGGGUUUUAUAUUCGCAAAAUAUUGCAGUGAAAAGUUAAAAUUUAUGUCCUAAGUGAAUUGUACACAUUGAAUUUUGUUUUAAGAUAAUAUAAAAGGAUUGUGAAAGCCGUCAGCAAAUUGCUACCAUUAGUUGUCUGGGUCGUCUGGUCAAAGGCAAAAACGAUAGAUUAAGUGAAGUGGAAGGAAGUGCACGGAGGAAGAGUACAGUGAAAAGUAAGUGCUUAACUGAAAAACGACACAUAAGAGCACUUGUGUAAAACAGACACGGUCAAAAAGGAAAGAAAGAUAUCCAAAACCGAGCAAAUACUUGGAGUGAGAACUUUAGUGAAUGCAUGAAUAAGACAUUGAGGUAACGGGUACGACGUCAAUAACGACACGACAACGUCAAUAACGAUAGUGUGAGGCGGUGCAUUAAACGUCUCUAAAGGAAACAAAAAAAAAACAUAUCUAGCCGACUAAAGGAAGAGGCAAGAAAAGUAUCCAUCAGACGGCGACGACUCUGUUGCAGAACGGAAAGCACAAAAAAGUGUGAAAGGUCAGCAGACAGACGAAGAGGAGACAGCAAAUAAAGAAAUCGUGCAAAAUAGUAUACUCAGCCAGUAAGCAAAUCUCGUAAAUAAAUAUUUCAUACAUAAGUACAACGUAAAAUCAAAUCGGCAAAUUUUUGAAAAAAAUAAAUAAAUGUAUGCUAUUUUAAAUGCAUUAUUAUUAGAAGUAAUAUUGUAAAUUACUGUCGGACUAAGAAAACACUUUAACAGAGAUCUAAUUGUAAUAAUUAGAAAUUCAAUAAAAUCAGCUAAAGGAGGGAUUAAUCAAGGAUUGGUAAAGCUAGUGAACAAAGGAGUUCUGUUUUUGUUGUCCUUGUAAUUUUCAGUUGCCGCAAAGUUCAUCAGCAGACGGCAAUAUAUGCAUUAUAUUUCAUCUUCGAGACACUCUUAAAGUUUGACCAAAGCAUAUAUUAAAUAUUUGAAGCUUAAAAACUGAAGCAUUGUGCUUGCGUUUAAGUUGCGAUCAGCUGUAAUAGGAUCAUUUGUUGACUACUUGUCGACCGGCGCAAUCUUUUUUGCCACGUGCGAUGUUGCCAUUCACCCCACAGGUAGUUAAACGUUUGUUAGCACUCAAGAAGGGCAACGAAGACACGGUUGAGGGAAAGUGGUCGGAAAAAGCAGUAAAAAAUCUUGUUAAAAAAGUUAAAAAGAAUAUACAGCUUGAGGAAUUAGAACGUGCCAUAUCCACGCAGAAUUGUAAUACACGCUGCGUCACAGUACCGCGUAGCAAGCCAGGUGCUUCUGGCGAAAAUUUACGCAAAGGUCAACCACAUGUAAUAUAUUGCCGUGUAUGGCGCUGGCCGGAUUUACAAUCACAAAAUGAACUAAAAGCUUUGGAUCAUUGCGAAUACGCAUUUCAUUUGCGUAAAGACGAAAUUUGUAUUAAUCCAUAUCACUACAAAAAGAUUGAGUUAUCAAUUUUGGUGCCAAAAUCAUUGCCGACACCGCCAGAUUCCAUUACCGAUUAUCCUUUGGAUAAUCAUACCCAUCAAAUACCCAAUAAUACGGAAUAUAAUGCCACAACAAUACGCAGUGCUUCGCUGAGUCCACCACAGUACAUGGAGUUAUCAAGCCAUCAUCACCAACAGCAGCAGCAUUCGCCUGGGAGUCUUGUUGGUUUAGGUAUGAGUGCCGCACAACAGCAGCAGAUGAAUGGCUCACUUGUGGGAUCAGGCGCUUGCAACAUGGACUCACAGUCAAGUGUAUUAAGCGUAGGUAGCAGCAUUCCUAAUACGGGUACACCGCCGCCUGGCUACAUGAGCGAAGAUGGUGACCCGAUCGAUCCAAAUGACAAUAUGAAUAUGUCCAGGUUGACACCGCCAGUUGAUGCUAGUCCUGUAAUGUAUCAUGAGCCCGCUUUUUGGUGCUCAAUUUCAUACUAUGAAUUAAAUACACGUGUCGGUGAAACCUUUCAUGCUUCACAACCAUCCAUUACAGUUGACGGUUUCACUGAUCCGUCCAAUUCGGAGCGUUUCUGUCUCGGCUUACUUUCCAACGUAAAUCGCAAUGAGGUAGUUGAACAGACACGUCGUCACAUUGGCAAAGGUGUACGUCUAUACUAUAUCGGUGGCGAAGUAUUCGCCGAAUGCCUCAGUGAUUCGUCAAUAUUUGUACAGAGUCCGAAUUGCAAUCAACGCUAUGGUUGGCAUCCAGCCACUGUCUGCAAAAUACCACCCGGUUGUAAUCUGAAAAUCUUUAAUAAUCAAGAAUUUGCUGCAUUGCUUUCGCAAUCUGUUUCACAAGGUUUUGAGGCGGUAUAUCAAUUAACACGCAUGUGCACCAUACGUAUGUCGUUUGUAAAAGGUUGGGGUGCCGAAUAUCGCCGGCAAACGGUUACAUCGACACCGUGUUGGAUUGAAUUGCAUUUGAAUGGACCACUACAAUGGUUGGACCGUGUGCUAACGCAGAUGGGUUCACCACGUCUGCCAUGUAGCUCGAUGUCUUAAGCACAAAAAGAAGAAUGUUAGAUGCAGACGUGCAGGUAUGAUUGCUUAAAGUAUAUCAGUUUUUUCGAACUAGCAAAAGUUAUGUUUGUUUAACUCCUUCUUGAUGAUUUUGACUUCGCGUAAAGCGCUAAAAUAUUCAUAUAUUUGUGUACCCAUACUAAAUAUAUUGCGGGAACACAGAAAACUGAAAAAUGUAUUUUAAGCUUUUAAAGUCUUAAAAUACUCAAAUAAAAAUAAAGUUUCUUUUAUAAUAACCACACCACUAGUGAUUAGCUAUUAAUUAUUGAAUAAGCACAACCAACGAUUAAGAAAUGUACUAAUUCUGUUGCAGACAUAAAAUAUGCGAUAAUACUGAAGUCAGAAAGUAAAUCAUAAAUAUGCAUGUGUGCAUAUAAAGUUAUAUAAAAUAAUAAUACUUGUGUAAAACAUUAAUAGUAUGUAUAAUUAAAGUAGAAAAAAUACUUGCGAUUUAUAUUUAAAACAAAUAUUACAAAUACAAAAGAAAACAACAAAAUUUUGAAAACAUUCUCGAUGUUUAUGAUGUGUAUGGUGACAUUUUGUAAUCAACUCGAAGGACGAUUUCAACUAAUACACAAUAUAGUACAUAUUAUAUACAUACAUAUUAACGACAAAUGUUUUCAAGUAGCAAUACUCUUGAACGUAAGCAACUAAGGAAAUACAAACAAAAAGAGCUUUUAGAUUUUAAUAUUUUAACAAUAGAUUUUGUACUGUUUACACACUUAUAAAAUGUGUCCUGUACACAAUAAUUAUACAUACAUAUAUUCAAACAAACAACAU
Molecule: messenger RNA, 3468 nt
Organism: Bactrocera latifrons
Lineage: Eukaryota; Metazoa; Arthropoda; Insecta; Diptera; Tephritidae
Gene: Smox
Product: mothers against decapentaplegic homolog 3
Exons: 3
Coding region: 1252-2670 (472 amino acids)
Biological process (GO): regulation of transcription by RNA polymerase II; anatomical structure morphogenesis; cell differentiation
Cellular component (GO): heteromeric SMAD protein complex
Molecular function (GO): DNA-binding transcription factor activity, RNA polymerase II-specific; RNA polymerase II cis-regulatory region sequence-specific DNA binding; I-SMAD binding
Source: RefSeq, a predicted model, not a curated record